This is a messenger RNA of Peniophora sp. CBMAI 1063, 861 nucleotides long. Lineage: Eukaryota; Fungi; Basidiomycota; Agaricomycetes; Russulales; Peniophoraceae. The record is from the annotation of a GenBank genome assembly.
AUGUCUGCUCCCACUGCGAAGAGCCUAUCAAGUCUUAGUUCCCCCGUAACUGCCGAUUCUAUGCUGUUGGUCCCACCACAUUCGACAUCGCCCGCUAGUAUCGCACUCAACCGGCCCGAAAAGAUGACGACCGACUUCACCCCGACAGGUAGCACGACGGCUGAGUCCUCGCAUAGCGAGUCUGCUAGUUCACGAACAUCCGCCGCGCGGAACGAAGGAGCUGCCUGCGCCGAAAAAGCGAAGGGGGAUGAAGUACAAGUUGAGGUCGUUUCAGCGGCCUCAACAUGCAUGGAUGCGGACAAUCUGCGCUCAGGAAUCACGCCUGCGCCCGAUGUGCGGCUUGAACCGUCGGCCCUGCACCCAGGAGGCGCUUUCCCAAGUAAACUCGAGGCUGCCGCUACUCCCGACCUUCCUCCUGUCUCGCAUUGCCACCCACCUCGCCGUCGGCAAAGUGAGGACUCUCAAGCGACCGCUAGUACUUUCAACGAGAUCAGCAACGUCAGAGCGCGACGAGCAAUAGGGCUGACGACCCUUAUCACCAUCAUUGUAUUCUUGUUCACUUGGGCAAUCACAAUCUUCUUCGUUGCUUUGAAUGAUCCCGGAACAAUGAAGGAAGAGGCUGUGUCGCGGAUUCUCUCUAUCGUAUGCGCGGCCGCGAGCAUGUUCUUUCUAUUCGUCACCCUUAUCCCCACGACCCUGUCCGCGCUCCAAUUCCAUCAUAUCGCCCAGACUUUCAGUCGAAAGACCUAUAUGUACUUGAUAGCACUUGGGGCAAUCUUCAAUGUGGCGAGUACUCUAUGCGUCGGCAUCGCUACACAUCCUCAGUCUGCGUCGCGCACUGGCACGGGCGGAGGAAGUUAA